Molecule: messenger RNA, 936 nt
Organism: Saccharomyces kudriavzevii IFO 1802
Lineage: Eukaryota; Fungi; Ascomycota; Saccharomycetes; Saccharomycetales; Saccharomycetaceae
Gene: GPM2
Product: phosphoglycerate mutase family protein GPM2
Exons: 1
Coding region: 1-936 (311 amino acids)
Biological process (GO): glycolytic process
Molecular function (GO): intramolecular phosphotransferase activity
Source: RefSeq, a predicted model, not a curated record
AUGACUGCCAACACAUCAUCGAAUGUCCUGACAUUGUUCUUAUUGAGGCAUGGACAAAGUGAGUUGAACCACGAGAAUAUCUUUUGUGGCUGGAUUGACGCUAAGUUGACUGAAAAGGGUAAAGAGCAAGCUCGUCAUUCAGCCGAGUUGAUCAAACAAUACUGCAAAACAAAUCACUUGCAAUUGCCUCAGAUUGGCUACACCUCACGUUUGAUCAGAACUCAACAAACCAUAGAAACAAUGUGCGAGGAGUUUAAGUUAGAACCGCAAUUACAUGUCGUCUACGACUUCCAUAAAAUCGAACUUGGAAGCGAAUUCAGCGGUGAAAAGAAGGAUACUGCCAAAAUUCCGAUUCUUCAAACUUGGAGGUUAAAUGAGCGCCAUUACGGUUCUUGGCAGGGCCAAAGGAAACCAAACGUAUUGAAAGAAUAUGGUAAGGAAAAAUAUAUGUUUAUUAGAAGAGACUACGAAGGUAAGCCACCACCAGUGGAUCUUAACCGUGAAAUGAUUCAACAGGAAAACGAGAAGGGCCCCUCUACCGGAUACGAAUUUAAAGAGCCAAACAGGCAAGUCAAAUAUGAAUUGGAAUGCAGCAAUCAUGACAUUGUCCUGCCGGAUUCCGAGUCUCUUCGUGAAGUGGUUUAUAGACUGAACCCCUUUUUACAGAACGUCAUACUAAAAUUAGCUAAUCAACAUGAUGAGUCGUCGUGCCUAAUAGUGGGGCAUGGAAGUUCAGUAAGAUCUCUUUUGAAGAUUUUGGAAGGCAUAUCGGACGACGACAUCAAGGAUGUCGAUAUUCCAAACGGCAUUCCAUUGGUUGUUGAAUUGGAUAAGAAUAAUGGCCUCAAAUUUAUCAGAAAAUUUUAUCUGGAUCCCGAAUCCGCGAAGAUCAAUGCAGAAAAAGUUCGUAAUGAAGGUUUCGUAAAAAACCCUUAG